Messenger RNA from Closterium sp. NIES-65, 1131 nucleotides. The record is from the annotation of a GenBank genome assembly. NCBI's taxonomy places the organism in Eukaryota, Viridiplantae, Streptophyta, Zygnematophyceae, Desmidiales, Closteriaceae.
AUGCCCCCUCUCCUUCUCUCCCCCCCUCUCCCUCUCCUUCUCUUUCUCCCUCUCCUUCUCCUUCUCCUUCUCCUUCUCCCUCCCCUUCUCCCUCUCCCUCUCCCUCACCUUCUCCCUCUCUCCUCUCUCCUUCUCCCCGUCCCCCCUUCUCUUUGUGACCCCCGCCUCACACCCAUGCCUUUCCCUCGCAACCCACCCCUUUCACCCUCCUCUUCCUUCCCUAUCUUCCCUACCUCUUUUCUCCUUCCUCCCUCUCCUCCCUCUCCUCCUCCCCCCUCCCUCAGAUCCCCUAUUGAGCCUCUCCUAACGCCCAUGCCCCCAACCGCCCUUGCACCAACCCUCUCGGCCUCCUCUCUCACUUCCCCUGCCUCUCCCUUCCGUCUCUCCUCUACCUCCUCUCUCCCCUCUCUACCCUCUCUCCUCUCUCUCUCCUCUCUCUUCCCUCUUUUUCCACCCUCCUCUCCCUCCCCUCGCUCUAACUCAUUCAAAUCUCCUCUGGAGCCCUGCCGUAUUCCCAUUCCUGUCGUGUUUUGGAUCGACUCAAAACACAACUCCUUUACAUCUCCUCUGGACCCUCGUCGUACACCCAUUCCUGUCCCACCACCCCUUUCACCAGCACCCUUAUCGUUCCCCUCAUCCCUCCCCUCACCCCUCCCCUCACCUCUCACCUCACGCCUCUCCAUAGCCCUCCCCCUCCUCCACGUCUCCUCCCCCUCCUCACUCGCCUCGCUAUCACUCAAAUCAGACGCAGACAAAGACAGCUCCGAUGAUUCCUCACUGCUACUGCUGCUGCUACUGCUCCCGCUCUUCCUCCUCCCAGCCUCUGCAGACCUCUUCACUCCCCCCGCCUCCAUCAAACUCCCCUUCCUCAAUCUCCCCCUCCUCUCCCCCCACCGCCAUCCCCUCUUUCUCCUCCCAUGCCCCACCGCCCAUCUCCCCAUCCUCCUCCUCAUCAAUACGAUCAUCACCACUCCCAACCGCAUCUCUUUCCCUUCCAACCCCCACGUCACCCCUCUCCCCCCUCUCCUCCCUCACCCCCUGGUCCUCAAACCCCUCGUACCCCCCUCCCCUGUUCUCGCCCUCCUCCCUCUCCUCCCCAUCCCACCCCAUCGCUUCUUCCCCUUCUUCUAG